AAUGUCAUUCCUAGGGUUGGCUCGACAGGGGAAAGGAAGAGAGAGAUUUUGGAUCGGAGAUGCGCCUUUGCCAGCCGUGCGCCGAGCUCCUCCGCCGCCGUCACCCCCUCGCCGCCCAAGCGCUCCUCGUAUGAGGAUCGAGCGGUGUUCCGGUAGUAGAUUCGCCCAAAUAAGCAGCUCCUUUGGGAGCUGCAAUCCGGAACCGGAUCAGCUCCGGCAGUCCGCAAUCAAGCGGCUCCUUUGGGAGCCGCAGUUCGCAAUCAAAGCGGCUCGUUUAAAACGAUCUGCAGUCCGACUUCAACCCGCUUUCGGUUUAGAUUUUAGAAGGAGUUCAAAUCCUUCCCGGUUUCGAUCUCCGACUUGGCGCCGACCGCCGCUAUAAAUAUCCAAGAGUCGACUCCAGCCAAGGACACCAGGGAUUCCUAGGAUAUCAGUUUUCACGAGCCAUCAAGUACUAGAUUUCUGCCUCGCAGAUCAACGCGGGAGCCAUCGGGUCAUCAAAUUUUGAAGGAGAGCAGCAACUUACAAGACAUCAGAAGACCUCUCUGGCAAUGGUGAACCCUCAUCUCUGGCGACCGACUGCCAGAUCAAUGGGUAAAUCUUCCGUCAAGGGCCUCACCAGAUAUAACCGAUGGUCCUCUCUAGCCAUGCUGGAAGAAGAUGAAGGUGAUCGAUAUGAUUGGCUAAGCAAUUUGCCUGAUGACGUAUUGCUCAAUAUUGUAGAGCGACUUGAUACCACAGACGCCGUUCGAACCAGCAUCCUCUCAACGCGGUGGAAGCAGAUCGCUGCUAUGCUCUCCAAAAUUAAUUUGUCGGUUGGCUCCUUUGACACAGAGCAUGUCAGGUCAGAGUUGACUUGUGAUGUAGUUCAGGCCAACCAAAGCAUGCUUGAAGCAACAAGGACCAUGCUAGAAAGCAGGACAAAUCAGUACACUAUUCAUCUCCUGCGCAUGCAAUUUUUCUUGGCAGAUGGAUCUGUUAACAUUGGCCAGACUGUUGCUAACACCAUAGCAACGAAAAAGGUUGGAUCUGUCGAGUUAACUCUUCUGACAGAGAAGGACGGUAGCAUAUGCACCCAUGAUGAUUUGGUCACUCACGGGAGGCAGCUCAGUUCAUUUGUUGAUGCUUGUCCAAACACAUUCAGUGGUCUUGCACGACUCAAGCUGGAGAACAUGAGGCUAGGAGAACCAGAUUUCUCUAAAAUUUUCAGUAUAUCCAAGCGAUUGGAAUUCCUCUGCUUGUUCAACUGUGACAUAGGGUAUCUAUCUUUUCUGGAAGUGGAACAUCCACAACUCCGUGAACUUGAGAUUCUCAAGUGUGAUUUUGAGAUGGUUGAUCUGAAGUGGCUACCAAAGCUCACAACGUUGACUUUUACUUGUUGGGAGUCUAAGCAUUAUCCUCUUUCUUUCGGUUUUGUUCCACUCCUCCAGACUGCGAACAUCAGUAAUACGGCUCUUUCGUCGCACAAGAUGCUCAAGUUGAGUGAAUUUCUUGGCAAAGUUACCCUAAGGGAACUGCAUUUGAACUUUGAAAGCGAGAAGAUUUGGGUUCAACCUGAAGGUCCAAAAGAAUUAUGGCAGGUGUUCCACAAAUUAAGGAUUGUAAAGUUGUCUGGCAUUUCAGAAGAAUGUCAUCUAGGCUGGACAAUGUUUGUUCUCCAAGGUGCACCUUCCCUUCAGGAGCUACACAUCGAGGUGUGGGACCAUCUAUGUGAAAUGGUAGAGGAUGAGGGACAUAGGAAGACGCUCGCCUAUAGCAAGUUGAAGAAGGAUGCUUACGUAGAGUGGGAAGCACCUCCAUCUUGUUUCAAGCAUCACAAUCUAUCUGUUUUGAGGGUCUAUGGGUUUCAAUCAGACGACAAGUUUGUGAAUUAUAUCCUGGGUGUCAUGGAAGUGACGGUGGGUCUUGAGGACAUAUACUUGUACGAGAAGCCGGGGUGUGAGAUGUGUAAGCACAAGAUGAAAAAGGACGGAUACCCAAGGACAGACGAGCUGAGGAUUAUGCUUAGGAACAUAUUCAACAGGGAGACCUGCUCCCUUGCGAGGGUUCACUUCCCGAGCGCAAGAAUGUGAAGCAUUGUCGCAAGUAUUUGUGUCAGCUGUGUAGCUCUUGCUUUAUUAAGAGUUUAUGCUUGGCAAUCGAACUGUAUUAGUAGUAAUUAAGUAGUGCUAUGGUACUAUUGGAAGAACGUUGUGUUUGCUGAAGUUGUUUAUUUUGUUGCGACUGUUUGGCUAAGUUGAAUUAGUGUAUAAUCUAUAUUCCUCUCUUGCAUCAAGAGAUGCGGUUUUGUGUA
Lolium perenne is the source of this 2293-nucleotide messenger RNA. RefSeq names its product F-box/FBD/LRR-repeat protein At5g56420. The record is from RefSeq and is a predicted model, not a curated record. Gene Ontology annotation, molecular function: protein binding. NCBI's taxonomy places the organism in Eukaryota, Viridiplantae, Streptophyta, Magnoliopsida, Poales, Poaceae.